CUUCCCCUGUGCACUUUAUUGCAACUCGAGUAUGUAGGUAAUCAUUUGAUCGCGAAUCCAUCGUUGGUAUAGUACAGAAUUAUAGUAGGUUGCAAAUUUGAUUUCAAUAAUAAUUUCGAUAGAUUUUAAUUUGCAUUAGCAUACAAACAAAAAUGAUUAAAGUAAAGUAUUGUUGUAGAAGUUGUACGACGAUCUUCGUGGUUGUUCUUUCGGUCUUUCAUAUGCAAUCUUGCCUAGUUAUAACGACAGAGAAUGCAGGUUCUUUGGACAUUAUUGUAAAGACUGACAAUGAGACAAGAUUCACGUGUAAUAAUGGCACUUCUAUUCGCGAAAGUCAGACGUGCGAUGGAAUAACAGACUGCCCUGAUAACGAAGAUGAAGGAGAUUGUGUUUAUUCAGCACCAUCUUGUCGACCUGGUGAAUUCAAAUGCCGAGACUGUAUUCCUGGAAUAUUAUUAUGCGAUCGAGAAGUCGACUGUUACGAUGGGAAUGAUGAAGCUGAUUGCUUUUGCAACGUUAUUGGGGGAAUUUUUACCAAAGACGAAAGUUUAAAUGAAGGCGAUACUUUUAACACGACUUGCAUCGUUUAUGGUGAACCUAUCCCAGAAAUAGCAUGGUAUCGAAAUGGGGAACCUGUUCCUAGUAAAUGUACAUCGACCAGAGACCACAGAACUGGAGUAUUGACUUGUCCAAAUAUCGAACUGGCAGAUGAAGGUGUUUACAGUUGCAAAGGAAUCGAACGAGAAAAAUUCACCGUCCGUGCUCGUUCCAUUACUUCUGAUCUACGGUUAAAGGUCGAUCAAAAGAAACCUGAAAAAGGGGAAUAAGAAAAAAAAAUCGUUCAUCGUCAAUAUAAGUUUGUGAUAAUAGGUAAUAUAAGAUCAUAUUAAUUUUACAGUAGGUUGGUAGAUCAUAAUCACCACCAGGUACCUGCUCACCUAAUAAUUAGCAUAGGUAGGUACUUAUUCGUUAUUCAUAUUAGUAGCUGUAAUUAUUUGCAUUAAGCAGCUUAGGUACCAAUGUAAUGUCAAUGUCCAACACAAAAUAUAUUUUCGUCUAUUUUAAAAAAUACAAUUCUGUUCAAAAAAGACUUUCCCUCAGAACACGUUUAGAACGAUUUAGAAAAGAGGGAAUUGUUUUGAACAUCUCGUAGGUAUGCUAAGAAGGGAACCUCUUGAGGUGUCACACUCCGAUUUGAACGGGACUGCGAUUUUUGGAAAGAGCAUAGUCUAAAACCCCCAAAACCACAUUUUCAGCUGCCCAAGUUCAUUUUUCGAUUUUUGGCGAAUUUUUGAAAAUUCAAAAUUGACUACCUAGCUGUUUUUGGCGAUUUAUGCUUUUUUUAAAAAAAGUACGUACUUGAUCAAUAAAGAUGGUCAAAAUAAGUCCCAAAACUAAUAUUAAUUACCCAAAUCCCAAUUUCACCAUUUCCAGCCAUUCUGGAGCCUCAAGCCGAAUUUUUCAAUUUCUCCAGAAUUUUGAAUUUGCUCCAGAAGGCGUAAAUAUGAAGUUGGGCAGCUAAAAAUCGAGUUGUAUAUUACACUCGAUCUGUUUAACGAGUUUAUCCACAUUUGAGCCGAUUUUGAGAAUGACACCUCAAAAGUGGUUUUUGACCAGCUUUUUUCAAAUUAAAAAAUCCAAAAAAUCAAAAGAUAACCGUUUGUGUGGAAAUUUUCGAAAUUCACGGGAAUCGCUGUAUUUUGUCCAAAACUAACCUCCGGAGCGCAAAUUCUACCAUUUCCAGCGGUUUUGGAGCGAGAGUGACACCUCAAAAAACCACUCUUGAGGUGCGUGCCACUCUCAAAAUCAGCUCAAAUGUAGAUAAACUCGUUAAACAGGUCGAGUAUAAUACACAACUGGAUUUUUAGCUGCCCAACUGCAUAUUCACGCCUUCUGGAGCAAAUUCAAAAUUCUGGAGAAACUGAAAAAUCGCACUGGAGGCUCCAGAAUGGCGGGAAAUUGUGAAAUUUGGAUUGGGGGGGGGGGGGUUAGUUACGGACAAAAUACAGCGAUUCGCGUGAAUUUCAAAAAUUUCCACACAAACGGGAAACUUUUGAUUUUUUUGAUUUUUUAAUUUUGAAAAAAGCUGGUCAAAAAACCACUCUUGAGGUGUCACUCCCAAAACCGGCUCAAAUGUAGAUAACCUCAUUAAACAGGUAGAGUAUAAUACACAACUUGAUUUUUAGCUACCCAACUUCAUAUUCACGCCUUCUGGAGCAAUUCAAAAAUCUGGAGAAAUUGAAAAUUGCGCUGGAGGCUCCAGAAGGACUGGAAAUUGUAAAAUUUUAAUUUAGGGGGUUAGUUAUGGACAAAAUACAGCGAUUCGCGCAAAUUUCAAAAAUUUUCUCACAAACGGUUAUCUUUUGGUUUUUUGGUUUUUUUAAUUUUGAAAAGAGCUGGUCAAAAAAAACACGUUUGAGGUGUCACUCUCAAAAUCGGCUCAUCGGCUCAAAUGUAGAUAAACUCGUUUAACAGGUCGAGUGUAAUAUAUAACUCGAUUUUCAGCUGCCCAACUUCAUAUUUACGCCUUCUGGAGCAAAUUCGAAAUUCUGGAGAAAUUGAAAAAUUCCGCUUGAGGCUCCAGAAUGGCUGGAAAUGGUGAAAUAUGGAUUUGGGUAAUUAAUAUUAGUUUCGGGACUUACUUAUUGUCAUUUUUACUGAUCAAGUUCGUACUUGAAAAAAAAGCAGAAAUCGCCAAAAACAGUAGGUACUCAAUUUUGAAUUUUCAAAAAUUCGCCAAAAAUCGAAAAAUGAACUUGGGCAGCUGAAAAUUUGGUUUUGGGGGUUUUAGACUAUGUUCUUUCCAAAAAUUGCGGCCCCGUUCAAAUCGGAGUGUGACACCUCAAGAAGUAUAACUUAGGUCUCGUUUUUUUUUCAAAUUUUUUGCUGCCUUCUAUUUACUUAAUACGUAGAUCUCAAGUUGAACUUAUAAUCUAGGAUAAAAGUUCAGUGCCCCUUUUUGAAACAUUUCCUCAAUUUACUCGUGUAAUUUUACACGUGUAAGCAGUGUACGAGUAAUUAUCUAUAAGGUGAUACGCUGCAUUAAAAUCAUCAAUCGCCUAUAUGUACGCAUCUAUAAUCGUUCGGUUCAUUAAAAGCGAUAUUUAAAGCUCAUAAUGUACUACGAGUAUAUAAGUUAGUAGGAAUUACGAAAAUACUCAGAAAUCCAUCGGUUACUAAUUAGUUCGAAGUGUAGUGUUUUUCACAACGUAUUUUUUUAAUAAAACGCCGAAAUUAUAAACGUUCGACACGUGUAAUAUCAAAAGUUUAACUUUGCCUAAAUUUUAUAAAAAUGUUGAUCCAUUUCGCUAUCGUUUUGAUUGUCGCGAUAAUUCAAUGCAAUACGGAAGAUCAUGGAGUCGAUGAAACUCCCACCUACUUAUAUAAAGUUGGACACUUCCAGUUUGUCAACAAUGGGCACAAAGAUAUCAUCGUAGUCAAAUUUACUCAUCUGCUUAACAACGAUGGGAAAGAUGGACAAGGAACAACAUUGUUUGAUAUCCGAGUUGGAGCCCAUAAUACUUCAGCUGUUUACGAAUUCGAUUACGAACUUGGGCAUCUGGCUUGUCUCGAUUAUUGGUACCUUCAAGUAUCGCAUAAUGGAACUAUUAAUGAUUGGAAAUCGAAAACUUGGAAUACGAAAGAAGACUUCUUUUGUAAUAUUACCAAAGAGGAUCGUAAAAGUAAUGGCACUGUUUCGAUAAUUGUGAACAUGGAUUCCAAAGAAGUGCAAAUUGUGCCGCCAAAAUCUAAGUCGUGUAAGACCGGGUUGUCCUUGUAAGAACUGUACCUACCUACGACUUCAGCAGAUUCGUUUUGAAAAUCGAGCGAAAAAAAGAUAUUUCCUUAGUAAGAACUUCUACCCUUUUUAAGUCUAAUACAUACUCAUAUUAUGUUUUUUUCUAUUAUUAUUUUUUAAAAUUAUUUUUAUUAAUACCUACAUAUUAAUUUUUUAUCAUUUUGAUACCUGCUAAAUAUUCGAACCAUUUUCAAGUUAUAUUUUGAACAAUUUAAUUUAUUCAUACUCAUACGUAGGAUAUACCCUAAAAGAUCGAUCAUCUCUACCGUAACUCAUCGCUCCGAUUUCUCCUAGCUUUUAAUUUUUAAAUUCUACAUAUGUAGUAAUCAAGACUCAAACGAGGUUAUAAAAUAGCAAAAAUUGUCCUCUUAGAUCAGAUUAAUCCAUAAAGGCUUCGACUAAAUCCCCAUUUUAAAUACAAAUAUCUACUUAGGUAGGUAUUCAAAAACAACCUCAGUUCAACAUUUAAACAAAAUAAAUUUUUUAACCAAUCAAAGUAGAUGCAUAAGUAGGUUAGGUACGAUUCAUUAAAACAAGAUUUCGAGCCAAACUCACAAUCUAUGAUAAAAGUUCAGUGCCUUCUUGAAAGAUUUCCCAAAUUUAUUGAAAUUAAAAAUUACGCAACUUUACACGUGUAGGAAGAGUACCUAAUUAUCAAACGAUACGCUACAUUAAAAAUACAUCAAGCGUUUCAAAAUGUUCGAAUCAUUAAAUAAUAGGUACAGGCAUUUAAAAAUCUUAUAAAAAUAAAGAAAAUACGAAGAGGUUUGUCAUUUACCAAGUAAUCAGUUCGAAGUUUAGUGACUUUUACUUUCACACUGUCUAUACCUACCUAUUUUACUAGUAAAAUACUAAAAUUUAAAACAUUCGAGUGCAAAGUAACUUUAUAAUCGUAUUCUGAAAUUUUACAAUCAUGUUGAUCCGUUUCGGUUUCGCAAUCGUUUUGAUCGUCGUCACGUUGAUUCAAUGCAAAGCAGAAGAUGGUGAAGUCGAUCACCCCAACUACAUACGUAUACAGAACUGGACACUUCCAAAUUUUCAACUACUGGCUCAAAGAUAUAUUAGUGGAAAAAGUUUCUCAUCUGCUCAACAACGAUGCAACAAAUGGACGUGGAACGACAUUGUACAAUAUUCCGGUCAAAUCGCGUGAUUUUUCUCCGAUUUACGAAUUCAACUACCGAAAUGGAACACAGACUGCGGAUGAUUAUUGGUUUAUUCGAGUAUCGCAUAAUGGAACCAGUUGGGAUACGACAGAAAUCUUCUGGUGUAAUAUUCCCGAUGAUAUUGGUAACUCUACGGUUUUGUUGAAUUUGCAUAUAUUUCCGCAACAACUGGAAGUCGUUCCGCCGAAAUCUCCGUCGUGUAGGACUCGAUUGUCUUGAAUUGUACAUAGGUACCUAUCUAAUUAUUUUGCGAGUAUGUUACACUUAUGAUAUUUACGUAAUAUUAUAAAUUUAUUUGCUUGA
Molecule: messenger RNA, 5265 nt
Organism: Planococcus citri (citrus mealybug)
Lineage: Eukaryota; Metazoa; Arthropoda; Insecta; Hemiptera; Pseudococcidae
Product: vitellogenin receptor-like
Exons: 6
Coding region: 153-827 (224 amino acids)
Cellular component (GO): plasma membrane
Molecular function (GO): protein binding
Source: RefSeq, a predicted model, not a curated record